CAGCCUUAGUUUAUCCAUCGUGUACUUCCAGGUUAUGAAGCCAUGUCCCACGUUAAGAAGCUGUCAAUUCUUGGUGUAAGAAGUUUCGGACCUGAUGAAGCCAAACUAAUAGAGUUCUCCACCCCACUAACCCUCAUUCUUGGGCAAAAUGGAUGUGGCAAAACGACAAUUAUUGAAUCCCUCAAGUAUGUCACCACGGGAGAUUAUCCACCCGGGACCUCUAAUGGAUCCUCGUUUGUCCAUGACCCCAAGAUGGCCAGGGAGACAAAGGUGAAGGCUCAGGUCAAGCUCCAGUUCUGCAACGUCAAAGGAAAAGUGAUGACGGCUGUCCGUGCCUUAGAGGCAACACAGAAGCCCAAGAAAGUGGAAGUGAAGACCCUCACCACAACCAUUGGCAUGAAGGAUGACAAUGGCCACAUUGUCACCAUAGAUGGGAAAUGCAAUGAUGUCUUGGCCAGCCUGUCAACAUAUUUGGGAGUUUCCAAAGCAAUUUUAAACAAUGUCAUCUUCUGCCACCAAGAAGAUUCAAACUGGCCCCUUGAUGAAGGAAAGAAGGUGAAGGAAAAGUUUGAUGCCAUCUUCAAUGCUACAAUGUACAUCAAGGCUCUGGAGGCCAUCAAGAUGAAACGCGCCAAAAUGAAGACACAGGUAAGUGUUAUGAAAUCCCACCUGGAUGAACUUCAGCAAAAAAAGCAAGAGGUAAAUGACAAACAAACUGGUUUGGAGAAAGAAAAGGAGCAGAAGAGGGUCCUCAGUGAUGAAAAGCAGCAGAUUGAGCUUGAGUUGUCACCUGCCCAGCAGCAAAUGAAUGAUAUAAUGAAGGUGGAGAAAGAUUUGGAUCACAUCAAAGGAGAGUUGACUGGGAAAAACCACCAGCUGAAUUCCCUCAGAGAAGUUCAAGCAGAACUGAGAGCAGAACUAACUGAACAGUUUAGUUGUUCUGACUUGGAGCUUUUUGCAAUGAUUGAAGACUUUCAGAAGAACUUAGAGAGAGCUGAAAGGGAACAAAGAGAGCUUACAUCUAAGGCUCAAGAGGUGGACAGGGAGAUGAAUGAGAUGCAGGAGGAGGCAGCAAGAACACAGAGGAAGCAGGGAGAGCUUGAGGCCACUCACACAAACCAUCAGAAAGAUAUCACUUGGAGAAACACUAAGAUGGCUGAACUUGUCCAGGAGUUUUCAUUUACUGAGUUCAAGAAUGUGGUUGAGUUCCAUGACCACCAGGCUGAGGCAGUGUUGUCACUCCUCAUGAAGCGCGUGGAGAGAGAACGCAGCAAUAUACAAGCCAGGAAGGAGGAGUUUGAGCAGAGUGAGGCAGAGUUGCAGUCAGAAAUCGACAACCUUCGGACUCAAGAGGCUGCUCUACAGUACAAAAUCAAGAGCAAAGGCAGCCAGCUCAGUGAUGUGAACCAGAAAAUCAGACAAGUGAAGCAAAAACUAAUGAAGACUGAGAGUGAACUUUCCUACACCAACAUAGAGACUUUAAAGGAGGAGCUGGCUAAAGUGGAGGAGAAAAUCAGGGCAGAGGAGAUGCAGGUUGAUGCCCACAAGAUGCAGGAAGAAAUUAGUGAAGAAAAGAGAAAAAGGCGAGAAUUGCAGAGUGAAAUGGAUGAGGCAAAGAGAAUAGUUUCAAAAAUGACACGACAAGCAGAGGAUCGCUCCCAAUUGGACAUCCACACCACGGAGAAGAAAGACCUUGAAAAUAAAAUUCAGUUCUUGAAACGCAAGCAUGCUGAUGAACUGGAGCACCUGCUUAAUGAGGUGCCAGAGGACAACAUCAAGAAUAAGGUUGACACCUGCCUCUCAAAUUUGCGGCGAUGCAUUGCAAACACAAGGGCCAGCCUGAACACCCUGAACAAGAGGAGGACUCAGCUGGACACAACCAUCAAGAGCCACAAAGUUCAAUUGGAGAGAAAAGAGAAGGAGAUCAGUGCAUUGCAGAACAAAGUGAGCAACGUAUGUGGAGAAACAGACUUGGACGUGUCCCUUGUCAAGACGAAGAAGAUGAAGGAAGAUUUCACGCGUGAGAAAGCUGACUUGGCGAGCUCCAUCACUGUCCUGAAGAGAUUUCAAGAGAAACUUCGACAGAAAGAUUGCUGUCCCUUGUGUCACAGGGAUUUUAUCACCAAAGAUGAAGUGUCAUUACUCAUCGAAGAGCUGGAGGAGAAGGUGAGCAGGAUCCCAGAGAAGCUGAAGGGAGUGGAGAAGAAGCUAGUGGACCAGGAACACCUCCAUGACCAGAUGAUCCAGCUUCAGCCCCAGGUAGACCAGGCCAAUGCUUCACGCACAGAGCUGGAGAAAAUCAGAGCACAGAUGGAAGAAGAGAUCAAAGAACUCCAGUCUAUUGAUAUGGAUAUUGAAAACAAGACAGAGUUGCUGGAGAUGACACAGAGUGAUGAAGAGACAGCCAUGAGCAUGCAAGGUGACAUCAUCACUAUUGAAAACAACCUGCGGAAGAUCAGGCAGCUCAGUGUGCUGAUUGAGGACCUUCAAGCUACUCUUGGAUGUGCAGAUGGAGACUUGAGCAUGGAGCAAGCCAUGGCACACCAGAGUGAGCUUGAGGACAGUCACCGCAGAACUCAACAAAGACUUGAAGACCUCCAGGAAAAACUAAGGGAACAUCAAGACCGGCUGCAGGGGUACAAGAAUCGCAAGCUGGAGCUUUCCAGACAAGAACUUGAGCUCAAGACAAAAAUGCAAGAAGUUUUGAAGCUCAAAGAGGAAAAAUCUAAACUGGAAGAGAAUCACAAAGAGUUAGAGGAAGAAGUGGAGCAGGCAGAGACUGAAGUGGCUCCAUUCAAGUACAAGAUACUUGAGAAAAACAAAGAAAAAUCUCAGGUUGUGAGGAACAAGGAGAGCCACAUUGACACAGAAAACAGAAAGGUGAACACCAUACUAGAGAAGCAUCGGAGUGUUCAUAGCACUCACUUAAACAUCAAAGAGUACCUUGCUGGAGGUGGAAAGGAGCAGCUUGAGAAAGUCCACAAGAAAGUAUCAUCUCUACAAGACGGAAUCAGCUCCCUGCAAUCAAAAAAACAGUCCGUUAUUGAUGAAACUAAGAAAGUAGAGAAAAAAAUCACUACUCAGAAGGAGAGGAAGAGGAACCUUGAUGAUGAGAAGAAGAUUCGAGACAAGGAAAAACAGGCUGAAGUAAUCAAGCGUGAGAUAUCUGUGCUGGAGGAGAAGACGAGAGGAUUCAAUAUUGAAACGGUCAUGGAAAAGAGGUUGGAGUUGUCCAAGAAAAUGAGUGAGCUUAUAACUAAGAGAUCAAACCUAGCUGGACGCCUUCAGGAAGUGGAGAAAAACAUCACUAGCCUCUCAAAUGAUCUCCAGCGCAAAGAGAAUAAAGAAGCUUCUCUGAAAUACAAAAAGAAAUUGGUUGAAGUGAAAUGCUUAGAGAUGGCAAUUGAAGAUGCCAAUGUUUACCACAAGGUCCUGGACACUGCCAUCAUGCGCUUCCACAGUGAGAAGAUGAAAAUCCUAACCCACAUUGUGCGGGAGCUCUGGCGACAGACCUACAAAGGGAAUGACAUUGAUUACAUAGAAAUAAAAACAAAAGAAGCAGAGGCCAAAGGAGCUGACAAGCGACAGAAAUACGACUACAGAGUUGUUAUGGUGAAAAAUGACACUGAGAUGGACAUGCGUGGGAGAUGCUCAGCUGGACAGAAGGUGCUGGCAUCACUGCUCAUCAGAUUGGCUCUUGCUGAGACUUUCAGCUCGCAGUGCGGCAUUUUGGCCCUGGAUGAGCCCACAACCAACCUAGACCGGGAAAACAUUGAUGCUCUCGCUGUGGCAUUGACUGAGAUUGUGAAUGCUCGUCGAACCAGGGCGAGCAGCCAGCUCAUUGUCAUCACCCAUGAUUCAAAUUUUCUAGAGAAGCUCGCAUAUGCUUCCCUUGUUGACGAGUACUUGGUAGUGAAGAGGAAUGAAACGGGAUGCUCUGAAAUUGCUAAGUGCAAGACUAAUGAAUCUACAAGAGUGUGAAGUGACAAAAGCUCCAUAGCCUUAAGGAAAUUUAAGAUUUUAAAAGAUCACAGUGCUGCUAAGGUUGUUGUAUUCCUAAUCAUUUAGGUUAUUUCUGCUUAGGUUUUGUGGUAAAUACAGUGUUUAUUCAUGUAAAGUAGAAUUUUUAAUUUUUGCAAGUCCAAGUGUAGUGGUUUAUUAUCAUACAUAACAAAACCCCUGCUAUUCAACUGGAUUGCAUUCCAAGGGAUGGUUGAAUAGUGAAUUGUCAAAUACUGAAUAAAUUUUACUCAUAAGAAUGCAUGUAAAUAGAUGACAUUCUAUUCCUGACCAACUGCUUGACCCAAGAAGAAAUUAAAAAAAAAUAACAUUUCUUUGUUUUACACAUUUCAUGUUUUAAGUGUAUCUUAUUUGUAACAAUAAUGGAAAAUAAAAGGAUGAAUAGUG
Eriocheir sinensis (Chinese mitten crab) is the source of this 4407-nucleotide messenger RNA. It is a transcript of the gene rad50, whose product is annotated as DNA repair protein RAD50-like. The coding region runs from base 43 to 3981 and encodes 1312 amino acids. Gene Ontology annotation, molecular function: double-stranded telomeric DNA binding; single-stranded telomeric DNA binding; G-quadruplex DNA binding. Gene Ontology annotation, biological process: chromosome organization involved in meiotic cell cycle; telomere maintenance via telomerase; double-strand break repair. NCBI's taxonomy places the organism in Eukaryota, Metazoa, Arthropoda, Malacostraca, Decapoda, Varunidae. Gene Ontology annotation, cellular component: condensed nuclear chromosome; Mre11 complex; nucleus. The transcript is spliced from 27 exons. The record is from RefSeq and is a predicted model, not a curated record.